AUGGCAGCUGCUCCUUCAGCCCUUCUCUUGUCCUUGUCAUCUUCCUCCAUGGAUGCUCCUCCUAAAAUUCAUUGCCCAUGGGGUGUUCUUGAUAUUGAUUCAACUUCAAUACCGCCUCCACCUUUUACUUUGCAGAUCCCUGAAAAGUUUGCAUCCAUUGUGAAGGAUGAUAAAGAUUCUCUUAUUCCAUAUUCCACUCACUUUCAACUUCUAUUAUGUGAGGAUGUUGAUUUACACAGUGAUUUACCUGAGACAUUAUUGGUGGAAUUCCAAGAACUUGGAUUUUAUGUCAAUGUGGCUUGCAAAAAAAAUCCCCCCAAUCCGUGGGAAAUAAGGUUGCGAAGCAGGUUGAUAAAGGGCCGAAGGAUCCCAAAAAUGAUGUUGUGGGAGUUUCUGAUCAUCCUCAACGCCACCAUGAGGCUGCAGGCUGAGGAGAACUCUCUCAAUCCAGUGUCCCUUGCUGCUGAGUUAGUUGAUUCCAAUGACAACCAGGAGUUUGCAAAAGUAAAUUUUCAAGUGGUUGAACCUAUGGUUUCAACUCCUGUCGAUAAUCAAAGCUUGAAGUCUUGGUCGGAUAUAGUGGAAGAGGAGGAAAACAAUAUUAGCAUUGUAGUGGCCUCUCUUGCUGAGUUUCCUGAUUACCCAAAUGUAGAGGCAAAGCUUCAUUAUAGUGCAACAGCGGUUGAGUUGGGGAACACCGAAAUUGCUUGGUUGAAUCAGGUUCCUUAA
Messenger RNA from Ilex paraguariensis (yerba mate), 729 nucleotides. NCBI's taxonomy places the organism in Eukaryota, Viridiplantae, Streptophyta, Magnoliopsida, Aquifoliales, Aquifoliaceae. The record is from the annotation of a GenBank genome assembly.